ACUGACACAGAAUCCCACAUGAAGCGGACAAUGUAAGUGAGGUCAAUUCAUACUUACAGCGUGUCGCCAUUUGUGUUGGAACCAAUGCACAACCGGCAUCAAGCAUUGGGAAAAUGGCCACCGCACUUGAAAGUUACACAGGACACACUGUCGCUGUUAUCACGCAAGAUGGCCGUAUGAUUGUUGGGAUAUUGAAAGGUUUUGAUCAGGCAGUGAAUCUAAUUCUUGACGAAAGUCACGAAAGAGUGUUUUCAACAGAAGCAGGUGUGCAGCAGGUUGUGUUAGGAUUGUACAUUAUUCGAGGUGACAAUAUCGCGGUUGUUGGUGAAAUUGACGAUGAAAUUGAUUCAGGACUUGAAAUGAAAGAUAUUAAAGCUCAACCGUUUAAUCCUGUCAUAUAUUAAUAUAUUGCUUGAUAGGAUAUCCAUGCAUUGCGAAAUGCAUGAUGAUACUAUACUUUCUACUAUAAAGACGUGACACGAUUGAUUGAAGGAAACCGAUCCAGAAUAGAAUUUUACCAUGUGCAGAAGUAAACUGUUGUAUGUAAUCCAGUUUGGUGCUGAUACGAUCUAUCAGAGUUUUUAUUAUUCACUUCUUUUUUUAUUCUGUUUUACGUUACAAUUUUUUUCUGCAGCGUUAAAUUUAUCCACUAAUUAUCAUUCGAACAAGACUAAAAAGUGUUUUAAAA
Molecule: messenger RNA, 688 nt
Organism: Hydractinia symbiolongicarpus
Lineage: Eukaryota; Metazoa; Cnidaria; Hydrozoa; Anthoathecata; Hydractiniidae
Product: U6 snRNA-associated Sm-like protein LSm8
Exons: 4
Coding region: 114-404 (96 amino acids)
Biological process (GO): mRNA splicing, via spliceosome
Cellular component (GO): precatalytic spliceosome; U6 snRNP; U4/U6 x U5 tri-snRNP complex
Molecular function (GO): RNA binding
Source: RefSeq, a predicted model, not a curated record